Molecule: messenger RNA, 336 nt
Organism: Colletotrichum karsti
Lineage: Eukaryota; Fungi; Ascomycota; Sordariomycetes; Glomerellales; Glomerellaceae
Product: stress responsive A/B Barrel domain-containing protein
Exons: 2
Coding region: 1-336 (111 amino acids)
Source: RefSeq, a predicted model, not a curated record
AUGGCGGACCGGGUUCAUCGCGUCACCAUGUUCAAGAUCGCGGACGAGGGGCAGAGGAAGAGGUUGAUUGAGCAGUACAAGGUGCUGGGCAGCUCGCAGAAGAAGGACGGAAAGCCCUACAUCCUCUCCAUGGUCGUCGGCCCCGCCAUCGACGACCCCCGCAGCCAGGGCUUCACCAUCGUCGCCAAGACCGAGUUCGCCUCCCUCGAGGACAUGAAGUACUACGACGACGAGUGCGCCGCCCACGGCGCCCUCAAGUCCUUCGUCAAAGAGAAUCUCGAUGUGGGCGGCGUCAUGUCGGUGUACUUCAAGCCGGAGGCCAUUGCGUCGCUGUGA